AUGGUGCCAGUCUCCUUCUUAAAGUGUUUGAUGGAGCUCUCUGAAGAUGUAGUGAACCGAAUGAAAGCAUCUCCUCAAAGCAGAAGGGACAACCAGAGAUCUCCCUAUUCAUUCAGUGGCACAGCUCAAUCUUCACCAGCUGCAGAAGGGAAAUUCAGGUCUCCUACAGGAAUCCAGCCACCAACAGCAAGUGACUCUGGUCAGAAGUCUUCUGCUGCAGAGCAGGAACUGUACAGGAGGUAUGAGCAGGAACAGGCACUGGUCCAAGAGGAGCUGCUCCGUCUGGCUAAAAGAGAGAGGGAAGCAGCAAAACAGCAGGAAAGGAACAAGGCUAAUGAUGAGAGGCAGAGAGCAAGCCAGCUGCCUGCAGAUUUGGAUGCCUGGAUUGUGGAGCUGCAAGGCAGGGAGGCAGAGUUGAAGAGGCAAGAGGCCUUCUAUAAUGAGCAGUUGGCCCGUAUUGAGAGGAAGAAUGCAGAGAUCUACAAGCUGACAUCUGAGCAGUACCAGGAGGCAGCCACCAAGGCCGAGGAGUGGAUAAAGAGGAGGAACACUGAUCCUGUCUGUGCAAGCCUGCAGUCUGAAAUUCUGAAGUGCUACCAAGAAAACAAACAUGAAGUGCUCAAAUGCUCAGAGCUGGCUAAGGAAUAUCAGCGCUGUGUUAGUGCAGCUCAGAAGGACACUGUGUACUACAAAAAGUAG
Molecule: messenger RNA, 699 nt
Organism: Chaetura pelagica (chimney swift)
Lineage: Eukaryota; Metazoa; Chordata; Aves; Apodiformes; Apodidae
Gene: CHCHD6
Product: coiled-coil-helix-coiled-coil-helix domain containing 6
Exons: 9
Coding region: 1-699 (232 amino acids)
Biological process (GO): DNA damage response; cristae formation
Cellular component (GO): mitochondrion; MICOS complex
Source: RefSeq, a predicted model, not a curated record